Stegastes partitus (bicolor damselfish) is the source of this 1617-nucleotide messenger RNA. Its product is annotated as cell division cycle protein 20 homolog B. Gene Ontology annotation, biological process: anaphase-promoting complex-dependent catabolic process; positive regulation of ubiquitin protein ligase activity; positive regulation of anaphase-promoting complex-dependent catabolic process. NCBI's taxonomy places the organism in Eukaryota, Metazoa, Chordata, Actinopteri, Pomacentridae. The record is from RefSeq and is a predicted model, not a curated record. Gene Ontology annotation, cellular component: anaphase-promoting complex. Bases 1 to 1233 code for a protein of 410 amino acids. The transcript has 9 exons. Gene Ontology annotation, molecular function: ubiquitin ligase activator activity; anaphase-promoting complex binding; protein binding.
AUGUGGACUGUUGCCUUUGUUGCAGCUGAGCAGCUGGAUGCCCAUGAAGUGACAUACAAGCGCUUCAGGAGCUGGAUCCUCCAGAGGAGCAGCACAGGGCGUCCGACUGCGAGUACACCGGCGGCCCCUUGGCGGCAGCAGAGCUUUGAGUUUGAUGCAGUCUGUCAGAGGCUGGAGCUGGAUUCCCCACCGAGGAACCGUGAAUCAGCAGAGAGCGUCCUUUGGAGAAACCCUCCAGGUUCUGACGGGAGAAGACGUGAUUUGCAGCCGUUUGGCGUCUUGAACGAUGCGUCUGGGGGUCAGUCAGUGAUGCAGUUGGGGGCGCCAUCGCUGCAGAACGACUACUACACUGAUCUCCUGGACUGCAGCUGUGACGGUCUGGUGGCGUUAGCUCUGGGCUCCUCUGUUCACCUUUGGAAUUCAGAAACCUGUACUCUGAUGGGACAUUUGGACCCGAGUCCACAACCACCAGGAGGAACCCACCGCCGGUCCAUCUCGUGUCUGCGCUGGAGCGGGGACGGCAGAACUCUGUGCAUUGGGACCAGACGAGGGGAGACGCAGUUGUGGGACGUCGAACAGAAGCAGAGCGUGAGGCGUCUGCCUUCACACCUGGCUGUGGUCGGAGGCCUUUCCUGGAAGCAGCAGUUACUCAGCAGCGGCUCAGUCCUCGGACACAUCCACCACCUGGACCCUCGGGCCUCUUGGCCUCUGGUGGGUGCAGCCGUCCAGAAGGAGGGCAUCUGCAGCCUGCAGUGGUCGCCGGGGGGCGACUGGUUGGCCAGCGGCUCCACGGAGGGGCUCCUGCACAUCUGGGAUAGCGACGUCGCUGGAGUGGAAAGGUCACGUCAGCCAAUCAUGACAGUGAAACAGCCCAGUGCUGUCAAGGCGAUGGGAUGGUGUCCAUGGCAACGACAGGUGAUCGCCACAGGAGGGGGAUGGAAGGACGGACAGCUGAGAAUCUGGGACACUCAGUCGGGCUCCUGUGUGACGUCCGUCAGCACGAAUUCACAGAUCUGCUCCUUAAGAUGGGCUGAAAAGAAGCGAUAUCUGAUCACUGGUCACGGCCUUCCUCAUCACCACGUCGCCUGCUGGACGUGGAAGUUUCCCUCCCUCGGCCCGGUCCACCAGCUUAAAGGUCAUUCUCAUCGAGUCCUGCACUUGGCCGUAAACCCGGACAACACUCGGAUCUUCUCAGCCGGAGCAGACCAGCGCUUCCACGUCUGGGAUCUGUAGUUAUCAUCCAACGGGGCCGGUGCAUGUUGUCGGGUCACAUGGUACCCACAGCUCGCUUUCUUCUUGAGAAACUGCACAUUUCCUGCCUCCUAUCCCGAACUAACCACAAGACCAAAGCCGUCCAACCAUCACUUCACACCAGCUGUCAUGUUUCGUGUCUUAGAGGAUACAACAGACAUCAUGUAAUAUUCAAUUAUUAUGAAUUGUUGUGCUGAAUACACUGAAAUUCGGUUAGAAAAUUCAGUCCAACACAGAAAAUACAAAACUGAAUGUCAUCACAGAUUAUUUAUCAGUGAUUUAAGUAACUUCUGACAAAAUAUUGACUUCUGUAGAUUGUUUUAAUGCAUGUUUGACACAUUAAAGGGCGUCUCAUGGAAAACAGCA